UAGAGAAAGGAAAGAAAGAAACGCACAACACACACCAACCCUCCAUCGCCAUUUUCCCUCUUCUUCUUCAGCUUCACUCACUUCCCCCAAAUUCCCUCAUCUCAUUCAACUCCAACCCUAAUUCCUUGAAUUAACUCUCUCCCUCUCUCCUUCUCUCUCUUUCUCUCUCAGAUCCAUUGAGUUUGUUACACUCAAUUUCUCCGAUUACAUCUCUCCGCGCAAAAAUCGCUUCAAUCACCUUCCGAUUCUCGCGUAUUUCCUGCGAAGUUGUUGGGGUUAUUUCAGCUCCUGAGGAGCUCUAACCGUUGCUGAAAGCCAUGGCUUCGAUCGGAGCAGAUCUGUGCCGGAAAAUCCACCCCGAGCCGGUCGACCACUUCGACCGGCUGCCGGACUCCCUCAUCCUCCUGAUCUUCAAUCAAAUCGGCGACGUGAAGGCGCUGGGAAGAUGCUGCGUCGUUUCGCGGCGGUUCCACUCGCUCGUUCCUCAAGUCGACAACGUCGUCGUCCGCGUCGACUGCGUAAUCUCCGACGACGAUCCUUCCUCCACCUCCUCUUCCUCCUCGUCCGGUUCCGCCGCUGGAGAUAAGUCGCGCCACCCGAUCUCCUCUCUCUUCCGCACCUUCUUCUCCGGGCUGUUCAAACCCUUGCAGUCGCUGUCUCAGCUCAUCAACCCCUCGGCGCGCCGCCUCGCGGAGGAUUUCGACUGCCAAGGGGAGCAGAGCAUCGUAACGCACCAUUCGCCGACGCAGGUUUUGAAGAAUUUCAACGAAAUCAAGGUGCUGAGGAUUGAGCUCCCCACGGGGGAAUUGGGGAUUGAUGACGGCGUUUUGCUGAAAUGGAAGGCGGAAUUCGGCUCCACGCUUGAUAGCUGCGUGAUACUCGGAGCUUCCAGCGUCGUGCAGAGCGCAAACAGCAGCUGCAGUACCGCAAUUGGAAGUGACAACGGAGCGGAGAACGAUAACGGUAGCAUACCGGAAUCGUUCUACACCAACGGAGGCUUGAAGCUGCGCGUCGUGUGGACGAUCAGCUCGUUGAUCGCAGCCUCCGCCAGGCAUUACCUUCUGCAGCCUAUAAUAGCGGAGCACAAGACGCUCGCGAGCUUGGUUUUGACGGAUGCUGAUGGGCAAGGGGUGCUGUCUAUGAAUAAGGAGCAGCUGGAGGAGCUGAGGGUGAAGCCUCUGUCUGCAUCAUCUGCUUCGAAGAGGACUCUUGUCCCGGCUCUGAACAUGCGGCUGUGGUAUGCUUCUCAUCUCGAGUUGCCUAACGGGAUGGUGUUGAAAGGGGCGACAUUGGUCGCGAUCAGGCCGAGUGAGCAUCCGAAGAAGGAGGUGGCGUGUUCGGAGGCGAAUUGGGUUGCGUCGGCGUUUGAGGAGCCAUUUGGGGCUGCUGCGAGGAUGUUGGUGAAGAGGAGGACCUAUUGCCUCGAAAUGAACUCUUUCUGAAGGAGGGGGGUUGUGAUUGUCUAAAGAUGAAGAGACAGAUGCUGAGGUGAACUGCGGCUACUGAAAUCCCGAAAGCUCAGACUUUGGCUUCAAAUUUUGUUUUGAGCAUAGCAAGCUGCAAUCUAAGUUGCAGUCAGAGUUUAUAAGCUAUGAAUGUGGUACGAGAAGUCGGUUGAUCAAGCCAGAUUGCUUUCGUUUCGAACCGACACUUAUACUUUAACAACCGCGUGCUAUGCAACUGGACAAUCAUUUUGUAAGAGUAAUGUGAUUUUGAUAAUCUCAUUAUGUAUAUGUGAAUAUUGUAGGUAUGACCAUCUAUGCUUAUCUGCUCCCCCUUCUAAAAGGCUCACCCACUAAUAAAUCUUGAUUCGAAUCUUGA
This is a messenger RNA of Salvia hispanica, 1821 nucleotides long. The record is from RefSeq and is a predicted model, not a curated record. NCBI's taxonomy places the organism in Eukaryota, Viridiplantae, Streptophyta, Magnoliopsida, Lamiales, Lamiaceae.